This is a messenger RNA of Lytechinus pictus (painted urchin), 845 nucleotides long. Its product is annotated as C-type lectin 9a-like. NCBI's taxonomy places the organism in Eukaryota, Metazoa, Echinodermata, Echinoidea, Temnopleuroida, Toxopneustidae. The transcript is spliced from 3 exons. Gene Ontology annotation, molecular function: signaling receptor activity. Bases 133 to 771 code for a protein of 212 amino acids. The record is from RefSeq and is a predicted model, not a curated record.
AUAAAAUAGGAUAAACAGCAAACUUGUGUUCCAAAGAUUGUUACCAACGUUGGGCUGUUCUGGGCCAUUCUCGAGAAAGAAUUUGAAUGAAAAGCAUCUUUUCCUAGUAAACCUUCCGUAACCUGCAGUAGGAUGAACCCAACUAGAAGACAGACUGUGCACCAUCUCCUCGUGACAUGGGUAGCUCUCCAGACGCUUUCUACGGGUUGUCCUCUAUCACACCCACCGCCGGUACCAGCUACGCCAUCGGUCUGCCAGAACCAGUGCCCUUCGGGUUGGAACUACCUGGACAAAUCUUGCUACAUCAUCGUUGGGGAACCGCAACCUUGGCCAGACGCAGAAUUACGUUGCCAUGACCUUGUCGUAGCAGCCUGCGGACAUGGUGUGAUGGGGCACCUGGCUUCGAUAUAUGGGGACGUAGAGAACAAUUUCGUUCAUUGCCUUUGGAAGCGCAUGGGCCGUGGGGACAUGGCAGUAGAUAGUAUAUACUGGAUUGGUCUCACCAAACAAUCAGGUCACUUGUACUGGACGGAUGGCUCUCUUCCUCUUUACCAUCAAUGGGAUUCCGGCGUCCAAGAUGCUGUCGACAGUGAAGGUGGUUUUUGUACAUAUGUGUCUGGUCGAGGGAUCAGCCAGAAGAAAUGGAACACUACAGACUGUGAGCACCCAGUGAACAGGGUUAACGGUCUGCCGUUUGCCUGUGAGUUUGCCCAAGCUCCAAACCAACCUAUGAAUCAGCCCGAGCCUGUGAGAGCUCCUGGACCUGUAUAAAAUCAAUCCAUCCUCGGGUUGGGAUAUAGGGAAGGACGCUUUUCACAAAGUGUUAAGAUCGACGUGUUAAAUCA